AUGUUUAAAGGUCGUCUCUGGCGUUUUUUAAUAUUCUUUUUUGUAUUGUAUUUAACAUUUCUUUUCCUCAUCUUUCGUUCAUUUAAUUCUGAUAAUAAUGAUAAAACAACAACAUUACCAUUACCUCAUGCACGUGUUAUUAUUAAUGAUAAUAACCAAGAACAAAAUAAUAUUCAACAUCAUGUGGCGGUCCGACAAGUCGAGAAUAAUAAGUCAUCUAAUUUAAAACCUGUAAUGACAAAAGGUGUAUUAGGAAAUUAUGAACCAAAGAAGUUAGUUAAAGUAUCAGGUCCUGGUGAGGAUGGUGAAGGUGUUCAAUUACGUGGAGAAGAUAUUCAAAGAGGACAAGAAUCUGUUGCUGAAUUUGGUUUCAAUGAAGUAGCAAGUGAUAAAAUUUCAUUAGAUCGACGUGCACGUGAUACGAGACCAGAAGAAUGUAAAUAUUGGAAUUAUCCGAGUGUUGAUAAAUUACCAACAGCAUCUGUUGUUCUUGUUUUUUAUGAUGAAGGAUGGUCAACAUUAGUACGAACAUUUCAUUCUGUAAUUAAUACAAGUCCAAAAGAAUUGUUAAAAGAUAUUAUUCUUGUUGAUGAUUACAGUGAUCAAGAACAUAUAACUGUUCGUUUACCGGAAUAUAUUAAGAAAUGGAAUGGUCUUGUGAAAUAUGUUCGAACAAAACAACGAGUUGGACUUAUUGAAGCUCGUGUUGUUGGUGCUCGUGCUGCUGAAGGUGAUGUGAUUGUAAUCUUAGAUGCUCAUUGCGAAUGUGUAACAAAUUGGCUACCACCAUUACUUACUCGAAUUGCCUUAAAUCGUAAAACUUUAGCUGUACCUAUUGUUGAUGGAAUUGAAUGGAAUACUCUUCGACAUAAUACAGCUUAUGGUGGUACACUUUAUAGAGGCAUAUGGGAAUGGGGAUUUUUAUAUAAAGAAACAGAAUUACCACAACGUGAACGUACUUUAAUGAAAUAUCAAACUGAACCUUAUAAAAGUCCAACUCAUGCCGGUGGUCUUCUUGCUAUUGAUAAAAAAUGGUUUUUUGAAUUAGGUGCUUAUGAUCCAGAUAUUAAAAUUUGGGGAGGUGAACAGUAUGAAUUGAGUUUCAAAGUAUGGAUGUGUGGUGGUCAACUUGAAUGGGUUAGUUGUAGUCAUGUUGGACAUAUAUAUCGAGGACCACGUCGACGUAGUAUGCAUCCUCGAGGUGGAAACAUUCAUCAAAGUCAUAUAAAUCAUUUGCGUGUGGCUGAAAUUUGGAUGGAUGAAUAUAAAGAAUAUUAUUUACGUCGUCAACCAAAUCAAGCUCAUCUUGAUAUUGGUGAUACAAGUGAAUAUAAAGCAUUACGAAAACGUUUAAAUUGUUCCAGUUUUAAAUGGUUUUUGGAUAAUGUUGCGUAUGAAAUGGCUGAAAAAUAUCCAUUACCACCAGCAAAUCAUAUUUGGGGUGAAAUGCGUAAUGAUCAAUAUCAACAAUGGUGUGCUGAUACACUUGAUAAUCAAUUUGGUCGACCUAUAGGCAUAUCUGGUUGUCAUCAUCAAGGUGGAAAUCAAUUAUUUCGUAUUAAUGUAGAGGGUGAAUGGUCAUCGGGCGAACAUUGUUUUGUAUCGGAAGGAAAUUCUGUUGUAGCAAGGUUUUAUUUAAAUAGUUAUUUGAAGAAGUUACAAGAAAAAAAAAAUGAUGCCUUAUGUAAUCUAUUCUCUUUAGAUAAAAUGUUACAUUUAUUAGCAAAACGUGCAUGGAUAACUAACCGGCUAACAUUAAAUUUUUCUAAAUCGAUUGUUCGUAAUAGUUAUUACUUAGUAAUACCUGAAUUACCACCUACUGUUGAAGGCACUGAUGCAGUAUUUCAUUCUGAAACACUUCCAUCAUUUGAACAUGCUACACCACAAGUUAUUGUCAGUGGUGGUAUUCGAUUAUGUUCAGAAUUUGAUACUACUAUUCAACAACAUGUCGAAAAAUUAGCAAACGAUACAUCAAAACCAACAUUUGAGUCAAUAUUUAAUCUGAUUGAGGAUUUAAACGUUCCAUUUGAAACUGGUUAUUAUACAAUUCGUCAAUUAGCACUUGUUCAACAAGGAACAUUUGCUAAAUUAUUUUCCAAAUUUGAUAGUCAUUUUUCUGUUCAUCGAGAAUUCCGUUUUCAAGAUCCAGCUCUUUUCAAUCUUGUUCAAAAUCUAAAUACUGAUGAAAACCGAACUAAAUUAAAAAAUUGGCAACAAACAUUAAUCAAUGUUUAUUUAUACUAUGGAAAACUAAAUGGUUGUCAUUUAAAUAAUGAAGAACUUGAUCAAAUGCAAUUGCUCAAUGGAAAACUUAGUCAACAUCAAUAUAGUUUUGCUCAAAAACUUCUCUAUGCUAAUAAAACAUUUACACAUCUUGAACUUGAUCCGUUCGCUUUUGAUGAUGUACCAUAUCAUAUAAAACAACAAUUUGCUGUUGAUAAGGCUAAACCAGAUUUAGGACCAUGGAAACUUGAUUUAUCUGAUCAAACAUUUCAUACAAUAAUGUCUUAUUGUGGAAAUCAGCCAUUGAGGAAACUUAUGUUUGAAGCUUAUUAUGGUCGUGCAUCACCAACAUCUGAUCGAUUAGAUCGAAAUGUAGAAAAUAUUGUUGAAAUAACUCGAAAACGAAAGUCAAUAGCUAAAUUUCUUGGUUAUCCUUGUUUUGCUGACAUUGUUUUAGAAUCUAAAAUGGCUCGUAAAAAAGAAACGGUACAAGAAUUUAUUGAAACAACACGUUCAAAAUUAAAACCAAUACAUGAUGAAAAUAUUCGUCAAUUAACAGCGUAUGCACAAGAAAAAUCAAAUAAACCAAAAGAAUAUGAAAAAUUACAGUCAUGGGAUGUUGCUUAUUGGCGGCAUAAACAAUGUCAAGAUUUAUAUUCAUCAUUAAAGAUUGAUCCUCUACAAAUAAGUCGACAUUUUUCAUAUGAACAUGUGUUACAAGGACUUUUUAAUUUCGUCGAAUUUCUCUUUGAUGUUAAAUUUGAAUUAGAAAAUAAUUUUGAUGAACAAUAUAAAUGGCAUACAGAUGUACAAGUUUACAGAUGUAUAGAAAAUGGUAACUGA
This is a messenger RNA of Rotaria sp. Silwood2, 3066 nucleotides long. NCBI's taxonomy places the organism in Eukaryota, Metazoa, Rotifera, Eurotatoria, Philodinida, Philodinidae. The record is from the annotation of a GenBank genome assembly.